Messenger RNA from Orbicella faveolata, 1180 nucleotides. RefSeq names its product Fanconi anemia group B protein-like. NCBI's taxonomy places the organism in Eukaryota, Metazoa, Cnidaria, Anthozoa, Scleractinia, Merulinidae. Gene Ontology annotation, cellular component: Fanconi anaemia nuclear complex. Gene Ontology annotation, biological process: replication-born double-strand break repair via sister chromatid exchange; negative regulation of double-strand break repair via homologous recombination; positive regulation of double-strand break repair via homologous recombination. The record is from RefSeq and is a predicted model, not a curated record.
ACUCCCCACUCCUUGGCAUUUGUGGAUAGGCAAAAGAACAACCAAACGUCUUUCAAAAUUUAUUGAACUUAGUCGAAAUUUUCGUCACUUUCCCCGCCCUCCCCACCCGCCCAUCGCAGUGAAUUCACGAGGGAGACUAGGACUGCGUUUGGACCAGAACUCCGCGGGAAUUUCGUGUCAUCCUGUCGUUGGAUCCAACAUGGCGCUUGUGGCGUCUGGAGGAGAUGUGAUACAAUUUUCGGUGCAAAAUGCGAUCAACAGUGACGAAAAACAUAUUGGAGUAGAUGUCUUCCACUUUUCCAAAUCGUGCAGAACUUUCACGAGAACUGUGAAGAAACUGUUGCCUCUUAGCCUCUCAGGAUCAAAGUUUGAAUUUGUUUGUGCGAGGUCUUUGCUAAACUCGACCACAGGCAUGUACCAGACAUGUUUGUUGUUACGCCACGGCCAGGAUUAUGUGAAGCAUGCCAGUACAGGAGAAUUCCAUGUUUUACUUCUGGAAGACUAUGAUUCACUGUUUUUGCUCGGUAGUUUUGAGAUUCAAGCCUCGCAGACAUCAGAUAUUGAAUUUUAUUUUAUUGAUGGACCGGCAGUGUGCUGGAACUUUCAAGGCUCGGUCUUCUUCGCGCGAUAUAAUUCUACACUUGAGGAGUUUACAACUGAUUCUAUAACCGUGGAUAAUUCGAUGAAUGAACAACUGGGAGUAGAAUUUAAUCUAUUAUGGUGUGGGUUAAUCAAAAACAAAAUGAUCGCCAUGGGAUCAAGGUCAGACGGUAAAGCAAGAUGGACAUGUGUCAAUCAUCAUCAAAAUGAUAUUCAAGAGAUCCCAUUAGUUCCAGAUGUGUAUGUUCCCAUAGCAACGUGCUGUCUUGUAAGGGAACCCUUGCAGCUGACAUCUGGAUGUUUUAACUCUAUCUUUGAUGGGUUGGAUGUGUAUUUAGCAACCAAUAGAGGACAGCUUCUGAACUUUGUAAGUGGAUGCCUCAAAAGUUGUUGGCAGCUGCCAUUCAGUGAUCCUUGCAGAAUUUGGACGUUAGAGCUUUCACCAGAUGAAGUCAUGGUUAUGGUGGCAUCAAAAGCAAAGAAGGUCUGUGCAGUUGACUGCACAAAAAGGAAGGUAAAUUUUAUAGUCCAAAACAAAAUAUAUCAAAUUUUAAGGGAUCCACCUCCCUUUGCAAGAUAA